ACAAGCUGUGCCAGGGCAGCAAGGGGCCCUCCAUCCGCUACCGGGGCGAGUGGCUCACCCCCAACGAGUUCCAGUUCGUCAGCGGCAGGGAGACCGCCAAGGACUGGAAGCGCAGCAUCCGCCACAAAGGAAAAAGUUUGAAGACUCUUAUGUCCAAAGGAAUCUUACAGGUACAUCCUCCAAUCUGUGAUUGCCCUGGGUGUCGAAUUUCGUCUCCAGUGAAUCGGGGGCGCUUGGCCGAGAAGAGGACGAUCCCCUUGCCUCCCACCAGGACCCCAAAGAAGGAGCUGCCCUCUAUUUUUUCACACAGUGACGACAGCGAAGAGAGCGACAAGGUCAACGGUCACCACCCCGAUGUCAAGCAAGAGGAGGAUUUGCAUAUUAGUAUCAUGAAAAGAAGCCGGGACAGCGACCUGACCUCCUUCAUCUCCAACCUACACCAGAGCCGCCAGCUCGUUAUGCCAGAGACCCAGAGCCGCUGCGAGUUCAAGAGAAGCAGCCUCGACGUCGGCUUGGGAGGAGCAGAUGAAGUUUUAGGCAAGAGGAGAGCCUGUUCCCCGAACAGUAGCAGUGAAUGUCCUCUGGAAAACAAGAAAUCCCGAAGCGAGUCCCCAAAAGAGAACUCCCACACCCCCUUGCUGGAGGGGGCCGUGACUCAGAUGACCCCGGAGGAGCACUACCGGCGGAUGAUGUCGGCCCUCAAUGAACACGGCACCUUCGAGGAGCAGCAGCAGCAGCGCCUCUACCAGCUGGCCAACAGCAUGGCGGUUCCCAGCCACAGCGAUAUCCUCCGGGCACGGCAAGAGGUGGCAGCAGCUGCAGCGCGCAAUCCCGGCACCAUGGAGGCCCACCUUCCUUCGGCCGGCAACUCGUCCAGUCAGCGCAGGAAGCAGGGUCUCCCGCAGCACCGGGACUCACACUUCUCUGAGAGGGAGAUGUCCCAUCCACCACCCCUUCUGUCGCCUCAAAAUGCUCCCCAUAUUGCAUUAGGCCCCCAUUUGAGACCCCCUUUCUUAGGGGUGCCGUCGGCUUUGUGCCAAACACCAGGUUACGGGUUUCUACAGCCUGCCCAAGCCGAGAUGUUUGCGCGGCAGCAGGAGAUGUUGCGGAAACAGAACCUGGCCAGGCUGGAGAUGUCGGCCGAGAUCAUCCGCCAGAAGGAACUGGAGAACCUUCAUCGGCAGAGGCUACUGGCAGGCGACCCGAUGAGCUUGCAUCCGGGCCUGCCGCCGGACCACCCGGCUCUGCGCAAUGUCCACGAGAUCCCCGAGGGUCACCCACUUCGGGACGAGCUCUCACGGAGGAACGCCAUGCUGGUGCUCCGGCACAACAACACUCCGUUGUUGUCGCUGAACCACCACGGGGUCCCCAGCGCCUCCACCACCCCGCCCAAGGAACAGAGCAGCGGCAGGAGGGGGAGCAGGAAGUCGGUACACCACCGGGCCGAGGCGUCAGGCCAACACGAGUCCAAAGAGCUGUCCGAAAGCCGGGCCCCCGACGGCAACGACGAGGAGAUGAAGGAUUCGGAGAGUGACGCUGAGGCGAACGAUGAGAAGCUGGAAAGCAUGAAGGCCGAGAGCAGCGCUUCGGCCAAUGAGCUCAAGGAGUGCAAAGAGACGGUGAAGGCCUGCGACAGUGCCAAAGAACUUGGCGACUUGUCCGCCAGCCAGAACGCUCCAUGCAGCUCCUCCAGCGCCGAGUCGCCCAGCCAUCUCCUCGGCCCGGUUAUCAACAAAACCGAAGCCAAAUACCUCCCUCCCGCCUCCCUCCCUCCGCCUCAGCCACUGCCAUUUGGGUUUCCGUACACCAUGAGCCCCUAUUUCCAUGCAGGAACUAUGGGAGGUCUCUUUCUGGACGGUGAAGAGAGCCCAUCCCUGGAGGACGUCAGCAAGUGGACGGUGGAAGACGUCUGCAGCUUUGUGAGCAGCUUAUCCGGCUGUGCUGAGUAUGCUCAGGUCUUCCGAGAACAGUCCAUUGAUGGCGAGACGUUGCCUCUCUUGACAGAAGAGCACUUACUGAACAACAUGGGGCUGAAGCUGGGACCGGCCUUGAAGAUCAGGUCACAGGUUGCCCGGAGAGUGGGCCGCGUGCUGUACAUGGCCAGCUUCCCCAUGGCCUUCCCACUGCAGCCGCCGGGCCUGCGCCCCACGGACCGCGACUUGCCUCCCGCCGACCUGCGGCCCUCCUCCACGGGGAGCAUGGCCUCCUCUCCUUACAGCGGCUCCCUCCUCCCCGCCAGCCGGAUCUCACCAAAGCAGGAAAAUGGAAACCCCUCCCUGUUGGCCGCCCUCAACGAAACCACGAAGCCGCCGUUGUAAACGCCCUCCAC
Messenger RNA from Euleptes europaea (tarantolino), 2329 nucleotides. RefSeq names its product sterile alpha motif domain containing 11 (gene SAMD11). The transcript has 13 exons. Gene Ontology annotation, biological process: positive regulation of transcription by RNA polymerase II. NCBI's taxonomy places the organism in Eukaryota, Metazoa, Chordata, Lepidosauria, Squamata, Sphaerodactylidae. The coding region runs from base 150 to 2318 and encodes 722 amino acids. Gene Ontology annotation, molecular function: protein binding; RNA polymerase II cis-regulatory region sequence-specific DNA binding; DNA-binding transcription activator activity, RNA polymerase II-specific. The record is from RefSeq and is a predicted model, not a curated record.